This is a messenger RNA of Symbiodinium sp. CCMP2456, 1219 nucleotides long. The record is from the annotation of a GenBank genome assembly. Lineage: Eukaryota; Dinophyceae; Suessiales; Symbiodiniaceae.
GUUUGCAUUCGCUGAUGUCGGAGCUUGGUCUUUAGUUGCGCUCGGCGGUUAUUUGGCGGUCUUGUCACUGCUGGUCCUCAUGGCCAAGUUGUGGACAAAGGCAGGCUCCCAACGCCCCCGACAACCUGCGGAGGCUCAGGCGCUUGGCCGUGCCACGGAGUCGCUCCCGGAAUCGGUUGGACCAAUGCGACCAUCGCAAGCAGAGCAGCGCUUGGCAGAAACCCGGGAGAUGCCGUUGAAGCGCAAGCUGAAAAGGUCCCGGCAGCUGUUCGCAGCGACGAUGUUCUUGGAGUCCGGAAACCUCGUGUCAACGAUGCUCUACGCUGUGGAGGCCUUUCAACGGGCCACGCUCGUGGACUUUUCGGUGGCAUGCGGCUCCGCCGUUCUGAUGCCGCUAACAAGCGCUCACUGCCCAAGCACGAGCGAGAUCCUUCAAUUGCCACUCUGCGAUUCGACGCUGAGUUUGAACACUCUGUGCGAAGCAGAUGCCGAGGUGCUCACUGACAACUGUCAGGUGUUCAGCCCGCUGGACAACUGUAAACACUACGACGUCUACCGGAAGGAAGAGCCAGCCUGUGAAGCGAUUGGCUGUGCAGAGCUCUCCUACUUCUUGUGGAUGUCAGCUCUGAUAUGCUUCGGGGCUACGGUGGGAUGCAUCGCAGCCUUCUAUGCUCGUUGCCUGUGGGUGGGACAACGACAGGAAGCCCGGCGCCUGCAGCAGCGCUUCGCUGCAUUCUUCAUCUUCCUCGGUUGCUUGAUUAUGAUAGCACUACUUGUUGGCUUAACGGCCGGCAACGCUGCGGUCCUCUCCAUGGUCUUCCUCUGCCCUCUAAUGCCGAUCUCGGCCUGGGCCUUGGCUGGGGGAAUCGCUUUCUUGCCGGCGGCGGGAGAGGAGGCCAUCGUGAACCAGGCCGCGGGCUUAGAGCUUCCCUUCUUCAACGUAUUUCUCGCUUUGCAGUUGACCGAAGACGAUGUGGAGGACAUCCGUUCCUUUCGGGAGACUCUUGACACGGGCCUCCGAGUCGUGGAAGACGUUCCAGAGAUCGUCAUUGGCCUCCUUGACUUGGUCUAUUUUGGGGGUGCCUGGUAUACUUGGCUGGGAAUUGGCAUGUCACUGGCGAUGGUAGCAGUACACCUGGCGGUUGGCUUCUUCCUCUCGUGCAAGGAGAGCGCGAUGCAACUCGCAGAGGUGCGGCGGAACCCUCGUGACAGAGAGUGA